This is a messenger RNA of Naumovozyma castellii, 615 nucleotides long. RefSeq lists its product as uncharacterized. The transcript has a single exon. NCBI's taxonomy places the organism in Eukaryota, Fungi, Ascomycota, Saccharomycetes, Saccharomycetales, Saccharomycetaceae. The record is from RefSeq and is a predicted model, not a curated record. The coding region runs from base 1 to 615 and encodes 204 amino acids.
AUGAGCUUCUCCAGAUACCUACCACAUCAUGUUCACACACCUUUAACACGAUAUCAAGACCCUAUGAAGAUUCUAGUCGAAGGAAGAGAAACUUUUCUAACCAAGCAACUCCUAAGGAGAAAUCAGAGAUCCGACUUACAACGAUUACAACGCAUAAGAACCAAUCUUAGUUGGACCAAGUUUUCCCUCUUCAUUCCAAACGAAUCCGCAUUUAUCAAAUGUUUGUAUCCGCAAAAGACAUCUUCUAUAAUGCUAGAUGAUCAUGUUUCGAUAACUACUUCAAACGUCUAUAAGAUUGGAUUAAACUUCUUGAAUUUUAAACGAUUGGAAUUUGAUUCCAAACUGAAAAAAGACUUUAUUGAUUCGUUUUCUAACUUGAAAUCCACUUCCAAUGAUAAAUUGUUGAAAUUCAUAUUGAAAAAAUAUAGAUUGGUAGGAAUAGCAAGGUUAAACAUGCCGAAUGAUAGAAUCCCUGAAAGAAUUAGGUUAAAACUGGAUCAAGCAGCAAUGAUAACAAUAAUAGGAUAUCUUUCGUUAGUUAAUAAUGGAAAAGGUUUGGAUCAGUGGGUUAAAUCACAAGUUUUCAAACCGUUUACACAGCAUAAGUUUUUAUGA